Molecule: messenger RNA, 1249 nt
Organism: Sitophilus oryzae (rice weevil)
Lineage: Eukaryota; Metazoa; Arthropoda; Insecta; Coleoptera; Curculionidae
Gene: Dic1
Product: mitochondrial dicarboxylate carrier
Exons: 6
Coding region: 168-1049 (293 amino acids)
Biological process (GO): succinate transmembrane transport; thiosulfate transport; phosphate ion transmembrane transport
Molecular function (GO): thiosulfate transmembrane transporter activity; malate transmembrane transporter activity; antiporter activity
Source: RefSeq, a predicted model, not a curated record
UGAUAACUUUUUGAGGAUAUUUACAGUAAAUUAAAUUGAAAAUUUUGGCCCUAAAAUAUGGUUAACGCUUCUCCGAAAAUUUUAUUGGUCCAUGUUACAUACAGAAAAAUCAAUAAACAGUCUGAAUACAGCGUUCAAGAUUAAAAUACUCAACAUAAACCAUAACCAUGACAGACAAAUCUCUCAGGGAAAAACGAUUAGCAAGAUGGUACUUUGGAGGCUUAGCCUCGGCAGGAGCGGCAUGCUGCACUCAUCCACUGGAUCUUUUAAAGGUCCUUCUUCAGACCCAUCAGGAAGGAAAAUUGUCCCUUGUACAGUUGACUGUUCAUAUUGUUAAAAAACAAGGCUUUUUAGCAUUAUACAAUGGUUUAUCAGCUUCACUUCUUCGACAACUAACAUAUUCGACGACACGAUUUGCAAUUUACGAGGUAGUCAAGCAAAAUUAUAGUGUGGAUACAUUUGCAGGCAAGGUAGCUGUGGCCGCAGCCGCCGGAUGCGCUGGGGGCUUCGUAGGGACACCAGGUGAUAUGGUUAAUGUAAGAAUGCAGAACGAUAUAAAAUUACCUGCGGAAAAACGGAGAAACUACAAGCAUGCCUUGGACGGACUAAUUCGUGUCUACAAAGAGGAAGGUAUACUAAGGUUGUUUAGUGGAGCGACCACAGCAUCUUCAAGAGCAGUAUUUAUGACCGUCGGGCAACUGUCGUUUUACGAUCAAAUUAAAGUAACAUUGUUGAAUUCCGGAUAUUUUGGCGACAACCUUACCACACAUUUUCUAUCAAGCUUGAUGGCCGGUGCUAUCGCCACAUCAUUAACUCAGCCUCUGGACGUGUUAAAAACUCGGGCCAUGAACGCCAAACCCGGCGAGUUCUCUUCCUUGUGGGCUAUAAUCGUGCAUACGGCUAAGUUGGGACCAAUGGGUUUCUUCAAGGGUUACGUACCGGCCUUCGUUAGGUUGGCACCGCAAACCAUUCUCACCUUUGUGUUCUUGGAACAACUGCGGCUCAAUCUGGGAUAUUUACCUCUACAAAAACAACAACUGAUUAAUUAGUCUAUUUUUUACGACACAUUUGUUUUUUACCCUUGUGGAGGGUUCCUUUCUCGAAAAUACUUUUGAGUGUUUCGCCAUUAGAAGAAAAUUUACAAAGUAAGAGGUUGGUUGAUAUUGCAAUCAGAUAAUAUAACACUCCUUUUUUGUCAAUACCAGUUGCGUCUCAAAAGUGGCUCACCCUAUAACUUUUUUAUUUUUUC